Molecule: messenger RNA, 3581 nt
Organism: Micropterus salmoides (largemouth bass)
Lineage: Eukaryota; Metazoa; Chordata; Actinopteri; Centrarchiformes; Centrarchidae
Gene: nek4
Product: NIMA-related kinase 4
Exons: 17
Coding region: 184-2934 (916 amino acids)
Biological process (GO): protein phosphorylation
Molecular function (GO): protein kinase activity; ATP binding
Source: RefSeq, a predicted model, not a curated record
AGGAAAAAACUUAUCGACUGCUGCAAAUUUCCUGCGUUUUCAAAAUCACAUCUGUGACACUGAGAGCGAAGGUUCCCCGAACAUACACGUACAUCCCGUCUGUACAGCUGAAGGAUGGGACGAAAUAAACCCGCUUUUGUUGCUGGGAGUGUCGAGUAACGUUUCAGCGUUUCAGGCCGGAGAAUGAUGAAUAAUUACACUUUCAUCAGGGUCGUUGGUAAAGGGAGUUACGGGGAGGUGCACUUGGUGAAACACAAAACAGACCGAAAACAGUAUGUUAUUAAGAAGCUGAAUUUAACCACCUCCUCCAAGCGGGAACGGCGUGCUGCAGAGCAGGAGGCGCAGCUUCUGUCCCAGCUACGACAUCCCAACAUUGUGACAUACAGGGAGUCUUGGGAAGGAGAUGACUGCCAGCUGUACAUUGUGAUGGGUUUCUGUGAAGGCGGGGACCUUUAUCAUCGACUCAAACAGCAAAAGGGAGAACUCUUACCUGAGAAGCAGGUGGUGGAGUGGUUUGUCCAGAUAGCCAUGGCACUCCAGUACCUGCAUGAGAGGAACAUUCUUCACCGGGACCUUAAAACACAGAACAUCUUCCUGACGAAGACCAACAUCAUCAAAGUCGGGGACCUUGGCAUCGCACGAGUAUUGGAGAAUCAGAAUGAUAUGGCCAGCACGCUCAUAGGGACCCCUUACUACAUGAGUCCAGAGCUCUUCUCUAAUAAACCCUAUAACUACAAGUCAGAUGUAUGGGCCCUGGGUUGCUGUGUGUAUGAAAUGUCCACACUGAAACAUGCCUUCAAUGCCAAGGACAUGAACUCACUGGUCUAUCGCAUCGUAGGAGGAAAGCUGCCACAGAUGCCCAGUAAGUAUGAUCCACAGCUGGGAGAACUGAUCAAGAGCAUGCUGUGCAAGAGACCUGAAGACAGACCUGAUGUCAAACUUGUCCUCCGGCAGCCCUACAUCAAAAGACAAAUUGCCAUGUUCCUUGAGGCCACUAAAGAAAAAACUGCCAAGUCAAGAAAGAAAGCUGUGGGUGGCACUGGUGAUUGUAGGGCCAAAUCACCUGUUGUGUCAUCUCAGCUAAAACCUGAGAGAAGUGCCCAGCCUGAACCUUUAGCCAGGGUGAAACGGAAAGAAGAGACACAACAUAAAGUCUGGAAUGGCGCGACCGAGUGCACUCCAGUCCAAACACCUCUGCCACCCAAACCCUCUUCACCUGAUGCUCUCAAAGCCAGCAUCACAUCCCUGGCAACCAUCAGCAACAUUAAUAUUGAUAUCCAACUCCAAGGGGACAAGGACCUGCUGAAGAGACAGGCGCAGGGGCCCCAGACAGUUGUGUCUCACCACCUGGCAGGUAAUGAACCUGUGGCUCACACUGUUCACAAAGACAGCAAGGGAAGAGGGAAACCCGAUCCUUCUCCCCCUCCUUCCCCUCUUAAGCCCACUCUGAAGUCUGUAUCAGGUGUUUGCGGCAGGGGAGGAGAUGAGAGGAGGGCAUCCAAUGGAUUGUUAGACAUUCAUCCCCAGGCCAUGUCAAACCCUGGGGAUACAUUUUCUGUCUCUGCAGAGAAACAGAUGUCAGAUGUGGAUGAUAAGAAUGACACCAUGGAGUUACUGAAAGAGGCUGACAUGCAGAACCCAAAGGUAGAAGUGGAGAACGAGGCUGCUUUUUCUAUCCCUGAGAGGAGACCUGCACACAAAUCUAAUAUAGGAAAUACUGGAGUGGUUGUGGAAGCUAAUGUAGACAAUAACAAUGACACUGUUACCCUUCUCAAAGGAGCGCUGACACAACACCAUACCUCCAAAAUCCAAGAAAACCUAGAAUCUACUGAAAAGCUGUUGGAGCCGUUUCCUCCAACACUGGAUCCUGUUGAGGAGGACUCACCCUUACCAGUCAGUAACCCGGGUCUGAGCACUCCAUGCAAAACUCCGCUGUACUUUUCAUCAGAACCUUCUGUAUCCCAGCAGCACAGAGGGAGGGACACAAGAUGGACACAUGGCGAUCAAGACAAGUCCAAGGUGUCUGCUUCUAGACCUUUACCUCCACCUCCUGUUGAGAGCACAGCCGUGGAGGGGAGGAAGAGGAGCAGGAGGAGUACAGAGGGCAAGAAAGCUAGUGUAGCCGCAACCUCCACAUCAGUUAUUUCCUGUAAGGACGGAUUCUUACCACUGCCACAGGAUCGUCCUCUAUCUGCCAGAGAGAGGAGAAGACUGAGGCAGUCACAGGAGAGUGCCGGCCAACCAGGACACCAGGAAACAAACAUACACAUGCACAUUGUUGGCGUUAGUGUGGUAAGAAGGGCGUCUUAUGAUGUCACUUCCACCAAGGAUGAGCACUACAACACCCCAGUUACCAGAUCCGUUUCAGACACUGAGACCAAUAGUAAGCAGGAUAAGCUGCCGGAGCAAAGGUCAGAUGAAGAUGAGUGCAGCUCGUCCACAAGUUCCACAGAACGUUCAGAGGCAGACUGCAGGGAAAGGAAGACCGAAUCCAGCGACAUGCAGGAUUUAGUCCAUAUGAUGACCCAAACCCUGAGAAUGGAUAUUGGAGACGGUGUGAGCGAGGUGGGAAAGAGCAGCAAAUUUGGCUCUACGGCACUGCCGGAAUUUAAACUCAACAAGAAGUACAGGGACACCCUGGUGCUUCACGGGAAGGCUCGAGAGGGAGCAGAGAACCUGUUGCUUGGUGAAAUACCAAAAGGCUCCACGUCUGGCCCAGCCAAGAUAAGGAGAGCCAUAGAACACCUGAGAACAGAUCUAGUGAAGGGCCUGGGGGUCAAGCUGCUGGACAGAGUCCUGGAUAUCAUGGAGGAGGAGGAUGACAACAAACGAGAACUGUGCCUUCGUAAUCAGAUGGGGGAUGACAAGUACCACGCUUAUGCUGUAAUGGUGAGGCAGCUGAAAUUCUUUGAGGACAACGCCUUCAAGGUUUAGAGAAAAUGCUGCAUACACAUUUGCGUUUCCAAAACACCACUUGUGAGAACAUGUUCACGAGAGGCAAGAAUCUUGACAGGUCUCGUUUAACAAGAAACUUUGUCUUUGAGAGAAACGUCUCAGUCCUCAAAUAGAAACUUGUACUCAAGUGAAAACCUGUCUAUACUGUGAACAAGAAGGUUCAUUUGUUUCCUGCCAAAAGACCACCCUGUUUGUGUGGCGUUGCUACUUUCUUCCUCCUGCUUGCAUGCAUUGAUCAUUUAUGCUUGCAGGUUUUGUCACAGAAUUGCCACAAUGUCUGCCCUUGUGUGAGCAGUAAAAGUUAAAUUACUGUUUUUAAGUUGUUUUUUUCCCACCUUAUUCUUCAAACAGGAUUUGUGAAUUAUUCUUGUAAUUUUCAGGAUUCCUAUGCAAAGCUUGAGUUAUGUUAAAGCACUCUUUCUACUUUUUGUAGUGGAUACUCUAUUUAUAAUGCAGGACAGAAUUUGAACAAUUGUUUUUACCUAUGCUGUAUCUUUGAAGACACUAGAUCUCACUUCUGUUGCUGUAUUGUAUUUUCUUAAACACAAAAUAAUGUAAUGUAGAUGCAUUGUAGAUAUUAACAUUUCAAUGAUUUCUAAUAAAUCCUAAAUGUAUUGUUUUGUUUA